Messenger RNA from Juglans regia (Persian walnut), 1767 nucleotides. RefSeq names its product transcription factor MYB118-like. Gene Ontology annotation, cellular component: nucleus. The transcript has 3 exons. The record is from RefSeq and is a predicted model, not a curated record. Bases 1 to 1452 code for a protein of 483 amino acids. NCBI's taxonomy places the organism in Eukaryota, Viridiplantae, Streptophyta, Magnoliopsida, Fagales, Juglandaceae. Gene Ontology annotation, molecular function: DNA-binding transcription factor activity, RNA polymerase II-specific; RNA polymerase II cis-regulatory region sequence-specific DNA binding. Gene Ontology annotation, biological process: regulation of DNA-templated transcription.
AUGGAUCAGUACUUCGACACAAACUUCAGAGAUGAUUUUCUUUUCUUUUCCAGCCUUUUUCCCGAUCAAAGUCUCUCGAAACCGGAGUUGAAAAACGGGUUUUCCUUAGAAAACUCUAAUUCCAGCUCCAAGGACUUGUCUGAUAAUCUUCACCAUAUUGAUAACAGCUUUCCCCUUAUAAGUACUGGGUCUGAUUUGAAUCCUCACCUGCAUGUUGAUGAUGAUCAUUUCAACGUUGAGGGGUUUAUCACGGACCCCAAUCCUGGGAUUCAAGCUCCGUGUCCGGAUCAAUAUCCGGCGUGUGAAGCUUAUGAAAGUCAUGAUGAGUUUCUGAAGGAUUUUAAUGCUAAUUAUGCGUCUGGUAGUACUCUAUUUGCAUCGGAUAGUAAAAAUGGAAACAUGCAUGGCUUUGAAACCUCGUCUUUAGGCCUUUUGGAUAAUAUUCCUCAUCAAAAUUUUGUUCAGCCUAUAGCCCAAACUCAGAUAUAUCUGCCGCUGAAGAUUAUUCAACAACCUGCAUCAGCAGAUGGUAAUUUUGCUGAUGAUAUCUCAUGCAUAACAGCGGAAAAUGGAUAUUAUAAUUAUCGGCAAAUAUUAGCGGAUCAGAACAUCAAGAGGAAGAGAGUACUGCACAUCAGAAAGACAAGCAGAGUUCCAAGAAGACCCACCAUAAUCAAAGGCCAGUGGACUCCUCAAGAAGACAGGCUGUUGGAGCAAUUGGUCCACCGGUUUGGAAUAAAGAAAUGGUCUCAAAUCGCAAGGAUGCUGAAUGGAAGAGUGGGAAAGCAGUGUAGGGAGAGAUGGCACAACCAUUUGCGGCCAGACAUUAGGAAAGAUGCAUGGAGCGAGGAAGAAGAUAAGAUACUGAUUGAAGCCCACAAACAACUAGGAAACAAAUGGGCUGAAAUUGCGAGGAGGUUGCCGGGAAGGACUGAGAACACUAUCAAGAAUCAUUGGAAUGCAACAAAAAGAAGGCAACACUCGAAGAAGAAAAGUAAGAAACCAAGUCCCAACGCGGGCUCCCUCCUGCAAAGCUACAUAAAGAGCUUGCAGAGUACUUCAACUUCAUCAAGAAUGGACGAGAUCAACAUCAAUUCGCUCUCAGAAGCACCGGACAUAAAAAUGGUCAACAUGAUGAGCACCACUAAACAGUACCAAAUUCAGCACGGGAGCUGGGAUCUCAAUUCUGCCAAUUGGGCUGUCCCAAUUUAUCAUGAUAAAAAAGAUGCCAUCGGUUUGUCUUUGGACAAGCAUGUGGUUCCUGAAAAUAAUGGCUUUAUGUCGAUGGUUGGAGAGAUGCCAUGCUGCUCUAGAUCUGUGGUGGAUGCGGAGAGCAAUAUCAAUAUGGAGUUUGAGAUGCCAGUGGAGAUGGACAGUACUAGUCUUAUGCAGGUUGAGUUGAAGAAGGAGAUGGAUUUGCUGGAGAUGAUUUGUGAUUACCGCAAUCUUUGAGCUAGCUAGCUGAUGAUCAUCUGCGGAAUUCUUGGUGAGAUUCUCUAGCAAUCAAGUUGAAGAAGCACGCAUAUUCAAAGUUGGAGUUCUUGACUUCUUCACCCAUCCAUCCAGAUAGCUUUUCAAAGUCAUGCGCCCGGUAAUUAAGUAGCUUUUAUUAGGGGGCUAAUAAAUGUCGUUGUUUUCAGGUGUACUUUUUGAUCUUUUUCAUGUAAGAGUUAUACUUAAUUUGCAUAAAAUGGUACUUGUAUUUGUCAGUGUCAGAGUACAAGUUUCCCCAAUUAUACAUUGGAGAAUAAACUUAAUUUCUACCAG